Trypanosoma rangeli is the source of this 1524-nucleotide messenger RNA. Its product is annotated as cyclin-dependent protein kinase. Lineage: Eukaryota; Euglenozoa; Kinetoplastea; Trypanosomatida; Trypanosomatidae. The record is from RefSeq and is a predicted model, not a curated record. Gene Ontology annotation, biological process: regulation of cyclin-dependent protein serine/threonine kinase activity. The transcript has a single exon. Gene Ontology annotation, molecular function: protein kinase binding. The coding region runs from base 1 to 1524 and encodes 507 amino acids.
AUGGGAGGAGAAACGGGGACCGACGGGUCAGUGAAAGGCUUAAACUCAGAGGUGCUUAUCGCGACGAAACCGCUUAUCAGUGACUUUUUCCGUCACGCGCACCAAGUAGCCAUGCAAAAGUUGUUUGGGCAACGCGCGCUGAAUUGCAGCCCUUUUGAUCUCCCAUCGCCCAUGUCGCAGCAGGGUCUCUCUCAGUCCAGCGUGUCGGUUGAGCAUGAAGAAAUGAGUGCUGCUAGCUGCGCCGCCAUACUUACCUCGGAUGGACCCUCCCGUCUGAAGCUGUUUGUUCUUUCCCCGUCAGUGGCAGAGCCGCCGCGGUACUGCUGUAAAGGUAUCCUCGCCGAGACGGAGUCCCUGCAUGCGAAGCAUGCCGUAGAGUACGAGUUUCUCGUUCCUGCAAUCGCCUCGGCCAUCGAGGGCGUCGUCAUUGCACAUGCAAAGUGGCAACGGUGGUUAACUGCGCUGAGGGCGCUGCGGCAGAAGGACUCUGAGGUGGAGCUGGGAGCAACUGCUCUGCAGUAUGUACCAGAGGCGGCUGACGCGGAUGGAAACACGAACGACGAUGCUGCCUUCGCUGAUGCAGGGCUAUCGAAGAACGCGAAACACUUCCCCGAGACGAGCGAUGUGCCGGGCAUCACCUUUUCGGAAUAUGUGCAUCGAAUUGUCGAAUACACGUACGUGUCACCGUCUGUGUUAUUGAUUGCCUGCCUUUACAUUGACCGUCUUCUCACCCACAAGGCCUCCCUGGUCCUUACAAAACAUAACAUCUUCAAGCUGUUCGCUGUUGCAACACGCGUCGCCAGCAAAGUCAUGGAUACACGGACACUUAGCAACAAGAACUUUGCCCGCAUCUGUGGCAUUCGAAACUCUGAGAUGAAUUUCCUUGAGGCACAUUUUAUGCGUGUUAUUGAGCUGGACCUCUACGUGCCGCCUGAGGAGUUCUACAGUUACGUUGAGGACCUCGUCACGAGAGUCCCUGCCAAACCGCCAGCACCCAAGGAUACAGACACGUGCGCUGCCGGCUUCGAGCCAGGGGGGAACUUCCUAUUUCCCCUUGCACGCUCAGUGAGCACGGGCAGCACGGGCAGCACAGGCUACAGCGAGAGCAAAAGCGGCCGUGAGGGACAAAAAAGGGGAUUAAAUCCACUUCCACCCGUCGUGCCGCCACGCGGCAGAGCCACACCAGGCACCAGUCCCGUUUCUACCCCAUUAAAAGGCGCUGCCGGCGUUAUGGUGAGAAAUAAGCGUGCUGGUGCUGAGCUAGGCAGUAAGCCGGGAGGUGGCGGUGCUGCCGUUGCGACACGUGGUGCUGUGGUGCCUCUGGUUAGUGUUAAAAAUAAUGAAAAGGGCGUAUUCAAUUCCUUCAGCUCCUCAAUUGCGAUGCCGGCGCCAAGGACCUCGCGACUCCGCAUGUGCACCACGAGGAACCUCAAAAGCAUCCGCAGUGACUGCAAUACAAUUGAUGGUAGCAUGACCUUCAACGGCGUCACCGCGUGUUCGGAGCGUGGGAAGGUGCAGGGGUAA